This is a messenger RNA of Amblyraja radiata (thorny skate), 494 nucleotides long. RefSeq names its product nuclear factor 7, ovary-like. Lineage: Eukaryota; Metazoa; Chordata; Chondrichthyes; Rajiformes; Rajidae. Bases 16 to 390 code for a protein of 124 amino acids. The record is from RefSeq and is a predicted model, not a curated record. The transcript is spliced from 4 exons.
GGAUUGGUGGCAACAAUGGGACCUGCCAGACAGGAUCAGGUUAAAUCAUCCAUACAAUCUCUGACAACAAAUAAAUCAGCCAUCCAGGAAAUGGAAGAGCAACAGAAGCAGAAGAUUUCCCAAGUCCGGGAGCAGUCACAAAGCCUCAAGUCUCACGUCACAUCUCAGUUUGCUGAACUGCACCAGAUUCUCGUGAAGAAAGAGCAGCGCAUUCUCGGAGAGAUCAAGGAGGAUGAGGAGAAGAUUCUAAGUCCAAUGGAGAAAAAUCUUCAAGACAUUCAAGAGAAUUUAAACACUAUUGAGGAGGAACUCUCAAAGCUGCAGGGGCGAAUGGAACAAACAGACAUCGUGUUAUUUCUGAAGGAGGAAGCUGGUCGCAAGAGGAGGUAGGACAUGCUCUUCAGUUAAACUCUGCACGGAUCUGUAAAGUCACAUAAACAUGUCGACGCGCAGGUUAUAACCGGUUAUUUAAUAUUUGCAGAAUUAGUGAUGAA